This is a messenger RNA of Talaromyces atroroseus, 603 nucleotides long. RefSeq names its product putative kinetochore protein spc24. Lineage: Eukaryota; Fungi; Ascomycota; Eurotiomycetes; Eurotiales; Trichocomaceae. The record is from RefSeq and is a predicted model, not a curated record. Bases 1 to 603 code for a protein of 200 amino acids. The transcript is spliced from 3 exons.
AUGCUGCUCGACGAAGACCCUGCCACGCUUAUCCAACACACUGUUGGAAACUUCAAUAUCAACCCCGAUAAACUCGCAGUAACCCGCAUCAAUGAAUCACUGGCCACGUUGCAGCAAUCGCGUGACCUGCGCAUUCGCGAAGCAGAGACUGCCCUGCGGAAACUUUCUCGAAACCUGAAAUCUAUAGAAGCAAACUAUGACGAGACGGUAGCCUCACACGAUCCGGCCCGCCACGCUCAGGAGAUUCUCGAGCUCGAUGCGCAAAAAUUCCGUCUUGCGAAAGCCGCGUCAGAUCUGGAGAUUGAGUCUGAGCGGCUCGAGGGAGAUUUGGAGAUGCUAAAGGAACGCCUGGCAGAGCUCGAGACGCAAGGAUUGGAAGGCGAUGAGACUGUGCGCCGCGAGAGAGAGGCUGAUGAUGCAACAAUAUUACGUCUCAAGGUUUAUCGCUCUCUCGGAAUUGACGUUGAAGCCGACGAGGCUGGAAACUACAACAAAGCUGUCAUCCGCAACAGUCGCAAAGGCGACGUUCAUGUUGUCAACAUUGACCCGAAAUUCUCUCGAUUUUUCUAUGCAAACUACUUUUGGCAAACCAUGCAAGGCUAG